ACAUGGGUGGUUGCUUAACUGACUAUAUAAAUAGUUUUUUUCCUGUGUUAGUUUUACACUACCGGUCGUAUUUUGUGGAGGUUGCGUAAUUUUUUGCGCAGGUAAAAGACGUGAACUAAACUCAACAACUUUAUUUUAAGAUCGAAUUCAACACGAAAUGUACAAAUGUAAGUCUAAAUGUACAAGGAUUUUUAUUAACAGACACCAACAGUUCAAUUAAACUUCAGUGCAUAUUUCUUUUUUUUGUCCGCGUGUACGUGUUUUUUUUUUUAAAUUGUUUUUUGUAAUAUAUGCAUAUACUUCCGGGAAGUGCGUCUGCGUCACGCUCUUGAAUAACAUUGCAGGGUAGGCUAGCUUAGAGCGACAUGGUUAAAUAAAGGUGUGAAUCUAAAAUAAAAUGUCGACAGUGUGCAUUCAUUUUAAAUAGCUUUGUGCCGAUUGGAAUUAUGGCAGCGUCGUUGUUGCAGCAUCGUGUUAGUCUUUGUACGAAAUAUAAAAGAAGCUUAGCGUGGACAUGGUCAAGGCAAAACUGUCACAUAUUAGCUCGCAGGGCGACGUCCAGUGACACCGUCAACAAUGUGCUUUUAAGAAAGAUGCUUUUUGCAGUGUCCGAGAGGACUCUUACUGGACAGCGUCGAAAAGUAAUCCAGAGUCUUCUCUAUAGACCAAUGAGGCUCACGCUGGCUGGAAUCAGCAGCGAGUUAGUCAGGAACAACCUGUUUACAAAUCCCGUGGGUUUAGUAAAUUUAUUAGGGGCAACAAACUUCUUCAGUACAUCCCAGUCUAAAGAAACAAAAGAUACAAACAAUAAACCAAAAGGAAAAACCCCAGAGGAAGAUGAAGAGGAAAAGAAACGUCGCGAGCAGGAGGACCAGAUGUACAGAGAGCGCCUGCGGACCCUCUUCAUAAUUGCACUCAUCAUGAGCCUUCUAAACUCGAUUAACACCAGCGGUGGUAACAUCUCUUGGAAUGAUUUUGUUAAUGAGAUGUUGGCUAAGGGAGAGGUGUCACGUGUCCAGGUGGUGCCUGAAAGUGACAUUGUCGAAAUCUACCUUCACCCUGGGGCAGUGAUCUUUGGCAGGCCUAGGCUUGCACUCAUGUAUCGAAUGCAAGUCGCCAACAUAGACAAAUUUGAGGAGAAGCUGAGGGCUGCUGAGGAGGAGCUGAAUAUUGACACAAAGGACCGUAUACCUGUCUCCUACAAACGCACUGGAUUCUUUGGAAACGCAUUGUAUGCUCUUGGGAUGGCAGCAAUUGGCGUGGCUAUUCUCUGGUACAUCUUUCGUUUGGCAGGCAUGGGUGGCAGAGAGGGUGGCUUCAGUGCAUUUAAUCAGCUUAAGAUGGCCAAAUUCACCAUUGUGGAUGGCAAGUCGGGUAAGGGUGUGAGCUUUAAAGACGUCGCAGGCAUGCAUGAGGCAAAGAUGGAAGUGAAAGAAUUUGUUGACUACCUCAAGAAUCCUGAGCGAUACCUCCUUCUGGGAGCCAAGGUUCCAAAGGGGGCAUUGCUGCUCGGACCCCCAGGCUGUGGAAAAACUCUGCUAGCGAAGGCUGUUGCCACAGAGGCACAGGUCCCAUUCCUGGCAAUGGCUGGCUCAGAAUUUGUUGAGGUCAUUGGAGGUCUGGGUGCUGCCAGGGUGAGGAGCCUUUUCAAGGAGGCUCGUGGCCGGGCGCCCUGCAUUGUCUACAUUGAUGAGAUUGAUGCUGUAGGGAAGAAGCGCUCAACCAACAUGUCUGGGUUCUCCAAUACCGAGGAGGAGCAGACACUCAACCAGCUGCUGGUUGAGAUGGACGGGAUGGGAACGACUGACCAUGUGAUUGUCCUGGCCUCCACAAACAGAGCAGACAUUUUGGAUAACGCUCUGAUGAGACCUGGCAGAUUGGACCGGCACAUCUUCAUUGAUCUUCCAACCUUGCAGGAGAGGAUGGAAAUUUUUGAGCAGCAUCUGAAGAUCUUGAAACUUACUCAACCAGCCAACUUCUACUCACUGCGCUUGGCUGAGCUCACUCCUGGCUUCAGUGGCGCUGACAUUGCUAAUAUAUGUAACGAAGCUGCCCUGCAUGCUGCCAGAGAGAGGCACAAGUCAAUUGAUACUUUCAACUUUGAGUAUGCAGUGGAGAGAGUAAUAGCAGGAAGCGUAAAGAAGAGUAAGAUCCUCUCCAAAGAGGAGCAGAGGGUGGUUGCCUUCCAUGAAUCGGGGCAUGCUUUAGUUGGGUGGCUGCUUGAGCACACAGAGGCAGUCAUGAAGGUGUCCAUUGCUCCUCGGACAAAUGCGGCCCUGGGGUUUGCCCAGAUCUUGCCACGUGAUCAGUACCUGUUCACCAAGGAGCAGCUGUUUGAGCGGAUGUGCAUGGCUCUGGGAGGAAGGGCUGCAGAAGCGAUUACCUUUAACAAGGUUACAACAGGAGCUCAGGAUGACCUACGUAAGGUGACACGCGUGGCCUACUCAAUGGUGAAGCAGUACGGCAUGUGUAACAGUGUCGGCCAAGUUUCAUUCCCCGAAACAGAGGAGCAAGGUGCUAUUGGGCGGAGACCUUUCAGCCAAGCACUACAGCAGCAGAUGGACCACGAGGCUAAAAUGUUGAUAGCUCGCGCCUAUCGGCAUACAGAGAAGCUGCUCAUGGACAACAGAGACAAGUUGACAUUGUUGGCCAAUGCUCUGUUAGAGCGGGAGGUGGUGAACUAUGAUGACAUAGAGGCUUUGCUGGGUCCUCCACCUCAUGGGCCAAAGAAGAUGAUUGCCCCACAGAGCUGGGUAGAAGCUCAGAGGGACAAACAAGACACAGGCGAAGACGAACCACAGCCACCUUCACGCAGACGCAAUGAAGACGACAUGAAUCCAGAGAUGAUCUGAAGUAUGCGUCAGACUUUCUCAACUGCAAAAUUUUUUGAUUUAAUCGUGGAGUGAAGACAUUUUCAACAAACGUGCAAAUGAUGCGCAUAUAAUGUCAUCAAACUGUAAUUUUUGGUGUUCUAGUAACAACUCCGCUCAGGAGCCUGAAACAGACUGAAACAAGCAAACACUCUGCAAGUAUAGGUUGGAUAAAAUCUGAACAUUUAUCUUAUGUUUGUAGUAAACUCACAAUUCCUAAGAAGUGGACACAUAUCUUAUAUGUCAGUUGCAACUCAAUGGCAGAUGUUUCUUACGUUUUGUGUACUCAACUAUUGAAUGUGUCAGAUGACAGGAGAAGGAAAAGCUUAUGUAGGUUUGCUUGAAACCUUGAAAACCUUAAUACAACUUUUAAAUGCAAUGCUUUUCGGAGUUUGUAACUCAUUUUAGGCUACAUGCUAAAAUGCUUUCAAUGGGCAUUGUUCUACUUUUUUGGAGGAUGUCUGCACGUGUACUGUACACUAAAGCAUUGAGGUAUGUAUUUUCAUCCAUCAAUUCAUUUUCCGUACCACUUAUUCUCACUAGGGUCGCAAGCGUGCUGGAGACUAUCCCAGCAGACUCUGGGCGAGAGGCGGGGUACACCCUGAACUGGUCGCCACCCAAUCGCAGGGCACAUAUACAACCCCAAUUCCAAUGAAUUUGGGACGCUGUGUUCAACAUAAAUAAAAACAGAAUACAAUGAUUUGCAAAUCAUGUUCAACCUAUAUUUAAUUGAAUACACUAUAAAGAGAAGAUAUUUAAUGUUCAAACUGAUAAACUUGAUUGUUUUUAGCAACUAAUCAUUAACUUAGAAUUUUAUGGCUACAACACGUUCCAAAAAAGCUGGGACAGGGUCAUGUUUACCACUGUGUUACAGCACCUUUUCUUUUAACAACAUUCAAUAAACGUUUGGUAACUGAGGACACUAAUUGUUGAAGACCGAGGUUCAAAUCCCGUCCCCGCCUGUGUGGAGUUUGCAUUUUCUCACCGUGCCUGCGUGGGUUUUCUCCAGGUACUCUGGUUUCCUCCCACAUCCCAAAAACAUGUGUGGUAGGUUGAUUGAAGACUCUAAAUUGCCCGUAGGUGUGAACGGUUGCUUUGGUUAUAUUUGCCCUGCAAGUGGCUGGUAACCAGUUCAGUGUGUACCCUGCCUCUCGCCCGAAGAUAGCUGGGAUAGGCUCCAGCACGCCCAUGACGAUAAGUGGCACAGAAAAUGGUCAUGGUUAUUUUAGUCAUCACAAACAAAGCCAUUUUUGAGGCACUAAAAUUCCCGAAAUUUGGCACGCACAUCGGGCCUGGUGAAGAAUUUUAUAAUUUCAUGUUUUCGGGCGCAAUUUCCAAAUAAAUGGCUCGACAGCGCCCACUAGAACGAUGUUGAAAGUACAUCAACGGACUACUUAGUGAUCCGUAUGACCUACGGCUCUGAAAAUUUGCACACAUCUAGAGGGGACAAGGUGGUAGGGGGGAGCGUGAGUCCGUUGGAUGUUGCCGGAUGGUCCGGUCGGGGUCUUGAACCUAGGUUCCCCAUUGUGGCAGGUGAUGAUCUUAACCAUUGGGCCACAGCUGCCUGUUACUCUCAAAUGACUGGCAUUCUAUUUCCCCAUUUUUGCCACCCAUUCAGCCUAGCCAGCUGGAGCUGUCACCGUACAAUCUCAAAAACAUGAGCAAAGACUUGUUGCUUGAAUGGUGUUUUUAAAAAUGGGGAAUUAAAACAAAAACAGGACUUUUCCCCUUAAUGUGCGAAAACACAACACAGUAUGACAGGAACGAUGGUGAAAGGACAUUGAUAACUUUGCAUUCCUCGCAGCUCGAGCUGACUAUAUUAACAAAAUAAUUUAUCUACUCAUAUAUUACAAAACUAAAUAAAUUCCACUGUGUUCAUACAGUGUUUUAACUAAUGCAUUCUGAUACAAAUAAUUUUCCUAGUAAUCCAUUUUUACAAUUUUGACUGUAUUACAAAAGAACACAUUUACUCCCAUUUACGUAGUGUCACUGAGCGCACAUCGCGCACUCACACAGCUGGCGCGUGCCUGCCUGGUUUCAUUCUAAAGAAUGAACUAGGAAAUGGAACAGGUGUGCAAUCUUUCUAUUAGCAUGUCCAAACAGGUCACUCUGCUGGUCACUUUUAAUGUUACAGUUGCUUCACCAUAUUCCACAACACCAACAUCGCAGCAGACGUGACUAUUGUGCACACGUACAUCGCUCAAAAUAUUGGGCAGCCCUAGCUUACAAUAUAUUACAGCACUCACUUUUGGUAAAGGUGUUGGUUGGAGGGGAUUUGUGCCUGUCAGUGUGGCACAUUGAUGUGGAUAAAUUUGCCGUCGCUUCUUUGCUAAAAUGCUCAAAAUCUGUCCGAUUGUGAGGGCAUCUCCUGUGCACAGCCGUCUUUAGAUCACCCCACUGAUUUUUGAUGGACUUCUCAUAAUUCCCUCACCUCAGUUCUAGCUGAAGAAAAAAAACACCCUAAACCAUGAAGCUGCCACCACCAUGCUUCACUCUAUGACGUUCCUUUGGUGAUGAGCAGGGUUCUGUUUGCACCAAAUAUACAUUUUGGAAUUAUGGUCAAAAAGUCAUAACAGAAUUUACCAAACAGAAGUGGCAAUAGAAGUAUUGGUCUGACUUUUCACUUACUUUUGUGUGUGUGUACGUUUUUAGUUUGGACCAGAAGAUUUCUGUAAAAAAGCCCAUACAUAAUGGUUGAAUAAAGUUUUAUUUAAAUAGA
Phyllopteryx taeniolatus (common seadragon) is the source of this 5589-nucleotide messenger RNA. It is a transcript of the gene spg7, whose product is annotated as SPG7 matrix AAA peptidase subunit, paraplegin. Gene Ontology annotation, molecular function: ATP binding; ATP-dependent peptidase activity; zinc ion binding. Bases 447 to 2852 code for a protein of 801 amino acids. NCBI's taxonomy places the organism in Eukaryota, Metazoa, Chordata, Actinopteri, Syngnathiformes, Syngnathidae. The transcript is spliced from 17 exons. Gene Ontology annotation, cellular component: membrane; m-AAA complex. Gene Ontology annotation, biological process: mitochondrial protein processing; protein-containing complex assembly. The record is from RefSeq and is a predicted model, not a curated record.